GUCCGUUGGCCAGGUACGUGCACUUUUGGAAGGCCAGGGACGUCGUGUGCCUGCCAGUCAAAGAAGGACAGAUGUACGACUACAUGAAGGCCGUGCCGAACUCGGCCCCGACGUACUUCAGAUCUCUUUUGAUUUCUGUCAGUUUUGCAAAGCACCUUUGUUUGGUUGUUCUUGAAUCCCUGGAUAGUGGGAGGAUCAAGGGUCUGGCUAAUGCCCAUUACUCCGCCCGUUGUGCCGUUAAAAGGCGGCCUGCCUUGACUGUGUUGCAGGUAAUCUUUCUUGAGGGCAUUGUGUGGAACGAUGCCAAGAAGGCUGCAGACCGAAUAGCCUCAGGAUGUUUCCUCCUAAUGACCUAUGGUCAUUUGCGAUUCUCUGACAUGCAGCGCGCCAACAGGCUUGUUAUUGGGUCAGAAGUUGGAUACUUGGAAGGCCAGGCCGAGAGAACGAAAACUAGCAUUUCAUUGGAGAGGAAAAUCCGUGCUCUGCCAAUUGCAGUCCCCCUCAAGUCGGUGAGCGGCAAGCCUUGGGUCAGGAAGUGGAUGGAGCUUAGGGCUUCCGAGGGUCUCGACGACGCACAUCCCAUGCUUCCCUCUCCCGCUUCUGGCGGAGGAUGGACUGAGGUGCCCUUGAAGGUCGGGACAGCCGGACUGGGAGCUGCAGGAUCCGUGCCAGUGCAGCCACCACCGCAGCAGGGUCAAGUGCCUGAGGUAGAAGCCGAGGCAGUGUCGUCCAAUUCGUCGGAUGGAUCGGAAGAUGAAGAAGAGGCCUCCUUGACCGAGGAGGAAGAGGCCAUUAAUGAAGUGGCCGGCCAAUGGGGUCCUGAUCCCGAAGCCAAACUUUGUGCAAGGCACAAACAAACGAGAUACCUCCACUUGGUGAGGGACGAAGCAGGUACCCAUCUUAAGUGUGGGAGAGCGAUUUCGACGCGAUUCGAGAUCCUGGCAGAUGCACCUGCCUUUAUGCAUCCCGCCUGUUCGGUGUGUUUUCCAUCGACUUGA
Molecule: messenger RNA, 998 nt
Organism: Symbiodinium pilosum
Lineage: Eukaryota; Dinophyceae; Suessiales; Symbiodiniaceae
Source: the annotation of a GenBank genome assembly